UUGCCUUCCUCCAGUUCAGACUGUUCUAUCGGUGUUCUGUAUUGCGGAUCUUCACACGGAAUAAGAAUCUGCACUGUUAUAGAGACCUAGAAUGACGGGAGAGAAUACUGAGAGCGAUGGGGACUGGCAGCCCCUGGAGGAGAGCUCGCCUCUCAGGGGUAAGUCCAGCUGGAUCCCCCGGUGUCUAAGCCGGAUGCUGCCUCCUGGCUUUCUGGAUGAAGUGAAGGAGCAGUGUGCGCUGGCGGGUCCUGCGUUUCUAUCUCAGAUAAUGGUGUUCCUGGUGAAUAUAGUGAGCUCUAUUUUCUGUGGACAUUUAGGCAAAAUAGAGCUUGAUUCUGUACUACUUGCUAUUGCUGUUAUAAACGUUAGUGGAAUUUCUGUUGGAGUAGGCUUGGCCUCUGCAUGUGAUACUCUCAUAUCACAGACGUACGGAGGUAAAAAUCUGAAACGCGUUGGGACAAUCUUACAGAGAGGGAUUCUGAUCCUGUUACUGUUCUGUUUUCCUUGUUGGGCCAUCUUCAUUAAUACUGAACACAUCCUGCUGCUCUUCAGACAGAAUCCAGAUGUUGCCAGGUUAACACAUACAUAUCUGAUGAUUUUUAUUCCAGCUCUUCCUGCGGCGUUUAUUUACCAGCUACAAGCACGGUAUUUGCAAAAUCAGGGUAUAAUAUGGCCUCAGGUGUUUACUGGUAUUGCUGUAAACAUUAUUAAUGCUGGAGCCAAUGCCAUCCUCCUGAUCGUCCUAGAACUGGGAGUUGCAGGAUCUGCAGCUGCAAAUACAAUUUCUCAAUAUGCAAUGUGCAUUCUACUUUUUACCUAUAUAUGGGUGAAAAAGCUACAUGUGGAAACAUGGGGAGGUUGGUCCACAGAUUGUCUCCAAGAAUGGGGUCAGUUCAUUCAACUUGCAAUUCCUAGCAUGCUAAUGAUGUGUAUAGAAUGGUGGAGCUUUGAAAUUGGAGGAUUCUUAGCAGGUCUUAUCAGUGUAGUGGAACUUGGAGCUCAAGCCGUCAUGCUGGAAUUAGUAACUGCGCUUUUUACAAUACCAUUUGGUUUUUCAGUGGCUGCCUCUAUGAGAAUAGGAAAUGCUUUAGGAGCUGGGAACAUUGAACAAGCGAAGCUUUCUACUAAAGUUUCUUUUAUAUGCACAUUGGUUUUUGCUGUGCCUGCUGGAGUUGUUGUUGCUGCUUUGAAAGAUUAUAUUUCUUACAUUUUUACACCAGACAGAGAAAUUGGUCUUCUGGUUUCAAAGCUCUUGCUGAUUUUUGCUCCUUUCCAUAUAUUUGAUGCUCUUUCUAUCACCAGUGGCGGAGUGAUACGGGGAGCAGGAAAACAAAUGAUUGGUGCUGUUGUGAACAUACUUGGGUUUUACCUCAUUGGUUUACCAAUUGGAAUAUCCUUGAUGUUUGCUGUGAAACUUGGUGUAAUCGGGCUGUGGUGUGGACUUAUUAUCUGUGUCUUUCUUCAAGGAUCCCUUUGUAUUAUUUAUAUCACAUGCUUCAGUUGGGACAAAGCAUGUGAAGAGGCUCAGCAUCGGGCAGGAGCGAAACUAGAGCAAAAGGACCAAUAUCCUGACAUUUCAUUGACUGAGACUGCGACUGAAAAUGAAACCAUUCAAUCUAUCCAUCCUGAGCAUGAUGACCUCGAUCAAGCAUUUUCAUAUGAAAAUAGCAGUUUACCAUAUAUCAGUAGUGAUGAAAAAAUUCCACAUCCCAUCAAUGAAACUACAAAUGUUGUAGGAGAAGUCCUCUCUAUGAAGCAGAUUAUUGUUCGUCGUGGCCUGGCUGUGGUUUCAGCCGUUACUACACUGAUUAUUGGAAUAUUGGUGAAAUAUCUGGUGAACAGUAGAUAAAACAAAAAUGACCUUAAUUUCAUAUUGAGAUUAUUGUGGUAAUAUAUUGCACAAUUUUAAUCAAGAUGGUUUCUGAUGUAAUUUG
Molecule: messenger RNA, 1934 nt
Organism: Pelobates fuscus (common spadefoot toad)
Lineage: Eukaryota; Metazoa; Chordata; Amphibia; Anura; Pelobatidae
Product: multidrug and toxin extrusion protein 2-like
Exons: 17
Coding region: 92-1849 (585 amino acids)
Biological process (GO): xenobiotic detoxification by transmembrane export across the plasma membrane
Cellular component (GO): membrane
Molecular function (GO): xenobiotic transmembrane transporter activity; antiporter activity
Source: RefSeq, a predicted model, not a curated record